AGCCAUAAGCAAAGAAUCUUCGGUAUACUCUGUCAAAGAAGGAUAAAAGAAAAUAAGUGACAUGACAUUUCAAAAUUCUUAUACAACCCUCUUGCAUAUGUUCUUUAGAAAAAGAAGAAGAUAAAACUAUCAGAGAAAAACCUUGUGAUAAUCACAAUAACUAGCAAGAACAAACUAUAGAUAGAACAAUUUUCAGAUAGAGCAUUGUGAACAAAUGUCAUAAACAGUUAGGGAUCACAGGAUGAUUCGCCGAAUGACAAACCUUCCACGAAGCAUAAUGAGCUUCGUGGGAUUAGGAAGAAGAAGAAGAAAUCAAAACGCAAAUUUUCCAAUGCAAACUCUAGACUCUCCAGAACCACAAGAUAUUUUAGCAACUUCAGAAGAGUGGACUUUUCUAAACAACUUUGAGCAACAAUAUGGCACCAAACAUCCCUUCUUUUAUGCUUGUUGUUUUGUUGAAGCUAUGAAGUUAGCAGAACAAGAUCAAAAGUUUGUGUUCAUGUAUCUUCAUUCACCGGAUCACCCUUUUGCAAACGUUUUCUGCAAGGAAACCCUGUGUUCGGAGCUAGUGAUUCAGUUUCUUGAUGUGAAUUUUGUUUGUUGGGGUGCAGUUGCAGAUAGAGGAGAGGGUUUGCAAAUGGCUUCAACAUUGAGACCUUCUAGCUUUCCUUGUUGUGCUGUCAUAAGCCCUAAUCCUAGUGAUAGCAUAAUGGUGCUGCAACAGCUAGAGGGACCACUCUCACCAGCAGAGCUAGUGGAGAUUCUACAAACAACAUUGGAAGAACAAGGGUUGGCUUUUGGUGGUGCUAAAGCUAAGCGAAAUGAAAAGAUUCGUGCAGAUCGUAGGCUCAGAGAAGAACAAGAUGCUGCAUAUCUUAAGGCUUUGCAAAUUGACAAGGAAAAAGAAAAGCUCAGAAGCUUACCCUCAAAAGAGAGAGUUCAGAAGUCAGUGGAAACUCAGAAGUUAAACAUCAAUCCUAUAAAUGUCAGUAAAUUUCAUUAUCAAAACAAAACAGGAAAUGAACCAACUGGUGAGAAAAAAGACAAGGGAAUUGCAGGUAGAGGGAAAGAGACUCAAGUUGCACAGAUACUCAUAAGGUUUCCAAAUGGGGAAAGAAGAGAACAUACUUUCCUAUGCAGUGACAAAAUUCAGUCCAUUUUUUCAUAUAUUGAUUCAUUAGGUCUGGCUGGACUUGGGAACUAUAGACUGGUAUCAAAUUUUCCUAAAAGAGUUUAUGGUGUUGAUCAAAUGAGAAUGUCUCUCAAAGAUGCUGGUUUGUAUCCUAAAGCUAGUUUGUUUUUGGAGCCUUUGUGAAUAGGGGUCUCACAACCAUGUUAACAUAUGCAUAAUCCUUUCUUUGAGGGUGUAUUAGGUAGAGUGUAUAGAAAAUUUGGCGCCGUUAAACUUUGUUAAAUAAAGUCUGAUAAUGAAUACGAUACUGUUAAAUCA
Lathyrus oleraceus (garden pea) is the source of this 1450-nucleotide messenger RNA. RefSeq names its product plant UBX domain-containing protein 10. The transcript is spliced from 4 exons. Bases 242 to 1315 code for a protein of 357 amino acids. NCBI's taxonomy places the organism in Eukaryota, Viridiplantae, Streptophyta, Magnoliopsida, Fabales, Fabaceae. Gene Ontology annotation, cellular component: endoplasmic reticulum. Gene Ontology annotation, biological process: ERAD pathway. The record is from RefSeq and is a predicted model, not a curated record. Gene Ontology annotation, molecular function: ubiquitin binding.